UACAUCCUCUUUCCCCCUCCUUCGCGUUAAUCGUAAACCUCGAUCCCAAUCAAUACCUUCCGCCAACACGUUCUUCUCUCUCUCCCUCUCUCUAACGAACUUUCGAUUCGCUUCGGAUUUGUCCGGUGAUCGCUCGUAAGGGCAUUCUAGGGCUCAUCAACAGCGAAUUUGGCUUGUUGCUCCGUGAAAGAUGUCUUUCUUCUCUUCAAUCGCUUCCAGCUUGUCCAAUUUCGGCAGCACAAUGCAGAAAUCGGUAACCGGACCCUUUCGGCUAUACUUCUCUCCACCGGCAAGCUCGCCUGUGACAGGCAGCCCUCUGGUGGCCAUCCCUCCCCCGAUCUACCUCUUUAGUAUGGUGCACUGUGUUUACUGGGUUAUGAAGGCCUUGAAGUUAUAAACCCAGAAGGAGGGACUGAAGAUGCUGUAGAGGAAGCACAAAGAGGAAGAUGGAAACAAGAGGAUCGGGACAGUUACUGGAAGAUGAUGCAUAAAUAUAUAGGUUCUGAUGUUACAUCAAUGGUAACCCUUCCAGUUCUUAUUUUUGAGCCAAUGUCAAUGCUUCAGAAAAUGGCGGAGUUGAUGGAAUACCACUACCUUUUAGAUCUGGCAGAUGAAUGUGAGGAUCCCUACAUGCGAUUGGUUUAUGCCUCAUCCUUCUUUGUAUCUGUCUAUUAUGCCUUACAACGAACCUGGAAGCCAUUUAAUCCAAUUCUUGGUGAGACAUAUGAAAUGGUCAAUCACGGUGGAAUUACAUUUAUUGCAGAACAGGUUAGCCAUCAUCCUCCAAUGAGUGCUGGGCAUGCUGAAAAUGAUCAUUUUGUUUAUGAUAUAACUUCAAAAGUGAAGACCAAAUUUUUAGGAAACUCACUGGAUAUCUAUCCCCUUGGAAGGACGAGGGUUACCCUGAAAAGAGAUGGCGUUGUCCUAGAUUUGGUGCCACCUCCCACAAAAGCUAACAACUUGAUAUUUGGACGAACUUGGGUUGAUUCAUCAGGUGAGAUGAUCUUAACCAACUCGACUAUGGGCGACAAAGUUGUGCUGUACUUUCAGCCUUGCGGCUGGUUCGGGGCUGGUCGAUAUGAAGUGGAUGGUUAUGUGUAUAAUGAGGCUGAAGAACCCAAAAUAUUGAUCACUGGGAAAUGGAAUGAGUCAAUGAGAUAUCAACCUUGUGACAUGGAAGGAGAACCCCUGCAGGGCACUGAACUGAAAGAGGUCUGGAGAGUUGCGGAAGCUCCCUCAAAUGAUAGAUUUCAGUACACGUAUUUUUCACGCAAGAUAAAUAGCUUUGACACUGCACCAAAGAAGUUACUGGCAUCAGAUUCUCGCUUGCGCCCAGAUAGAUAUGCACUUGAAAAAGGUGAUCUGACCAAGGCUGGUUCAGAAAAGAGCAGACUGGAGGAGAGACAGAGAGCUGAAAAGAGAAUCAGAGAGACGAAGAACCAACAAUUUACGCCAAGGUGGUUUGACCCAUCUAAUGAAAUUGCUACAACACCUUGGGGUGACUUAGAAAUCUACAAGUACAAUGGAAAAUAUAGCGAACAUCGGGUUGCCAUGGAUAGCUCAACCAAUGGUGAAGAGGUUGACCUCGGAUCAACAGAGUUCAAUCCUUGGCAGUUUGCGGACUUAGCUGCGGAAUAAGAUAUACGUCGUGUAUGUUUGUUUGUAUAUUAUUUUUCUCGUAGUUAUCUUUGAUUCUUAGAUGCCAAUAGCCCCGUAAUGGAUACUGUUAAUGUGAGCUGAAGCAAUUCUCUAUAUUGAUUUAUGCUCUUUUUUUCUUGGUUUA
Molecule: messenger RNA, 1783 nt
Organism: Diospyros lotus (date-plum)
Lineage: Eukaryota; Viridiplantae; Streptophyta; Magnoliopsida; Ericales; Ebenaceae
Product: oxysterol-binding protein-related protein 3C-like
Exons: 11
Coding region: 481-1638 (385 amino acids)
Cellular component (GO): intracellular membrane-bounded organelle; cytosol; membrane
Molecular function (GO): sterol binding
Source: RefSeq, a predicted model, not a curated record